Molecule: messenger RNA, 855 nt
Organism: Coffea arabica (coffee)
Lineage: Eukaryota; Viridiplantae; Streptophyta; Magnoliopsida; Gentianales; Rubiaceae
Product: DELLA protein RGL3-like
Source: RefSeq, a predicted model, not a curated record
AUGUGGUACAAAGUUGAACGUUUGAGGAAUCCGCAAAAGCUUCUUGAGGAGAGCCCUGAUACCCCAAAUAAUUCUUGUUGCUCUCAAGCCUUGCUAACUGAUAAGAUUAUGAAAUUAGCGAAAGCACAGCUGGUUCAAUUAAACUCCAAGAAGGCAGAUGUUCUCUCCAGUGGAAAAGGUUGCUUUAAAGGCCAAUGCGGCGUAUCUUCCAAAGUUGCUCAAGACUUGGAACUUGCACUGUUAGUUCAAGCUGCAGCUGAGAAAGUUGAAGAUGAACAGUUAGUUUAUGCCAGAAAAUUGCUGAAUAUAUGCGAUGUCUUAGCUUCUAAAACUUGUAAUUUUGUUCAAAAGGAAGUCCCAUUCUGUCUGGAAACACAAUUCAUAUCAAGUCAAUCCAUACUGGAAGCUGUGACAGCAGCUAAGAAAGUUCAUUUAAUGGAUUUUGAAAUUGAUAAUGGUUCACAGUGGACACUGAUUAUGGAAGCUCUUGCUGUCAGUCAUGAAUGCCCUGUUGAACAUCUCAAGAUUACUGACAUAGUUGUGUCAGACCUCAAGGAUCUCAAGGAAGAAUUCUAUAAUUCAGUGGCUGAUGAAGCUGUGGCAAUUGAUUUGGCAUACCGGCUUUGGUCAUUGUUAGCAUGGCCUAAUCAUUUAGAAGCCUUGAUGGCAGUGAUCAAGAAUCUCAAGCCAAGUUUUCUGGUGCUCAAGGAAGUGGAGGUCUAUGCAAAGGCACUAACUUUCCUGGAACGUUUCAAUGAAAAGCUCCUCUUUAUCAGCGGGCUAAUUGAUUCCACAAAUUCUUGUAUGGAAAAACACAUACUGUAUAGAAAACUGGUAGAAGAAGUUCACUGGUAG